Papaver somniferum (opium poppy) is the source of this 932-nucleotide messenger RNA. RefSeq names its product chaperone protein DnaJ-like. Bases 190 to 702 code for a protein of 170 amino acids. The transcript has 3 exons. The record is from RefSeq and is a predicted model, not a curated record. NCBI's taxonomy places the organism in Eukaryota, Viridiplantae, Streptophyta, Magnoliopsida, Ranunculales, Papaveraceae.
UGGAUAAACCAUGUUUCUUGGUUCUCUAGUCAGCACUGAUAUAGCGUCGUCCUCAGACGUGACCAAGAAACUCUUAAUUUCUGUAUACCCUAAAAAUUUCUUCUUGUUCAAGUCGCGAGCUACCAAAACUUUUUCUUCUUAUUUAGAUUGAACCGGUGUUGAUUCACUAGUCCUUUGUGAUUGCAGCGAAUGAUGGAUCACUACGAAGUUCUAGGGUUAAACAGAACCGCAAGUAAGAUUGAAAUCAGAGAAGCUUUUAAGAAACUAGCAUUAAGAUAUCAUCCAGAUAAACAUUUUAAUUCUUCUCAGGAAGUUAGGGAUGAUGCUACACGCAAUUUCAAACAACUUUCUGAAGCGUAUACUGCUCUUAUGGAUGAUCGGAAACGAGAGAAUCAUCGUCAUAGAGUGCCUUGUGCCGGUGAACGUGUAAGUCUUGCUACAAAUGACUGUGCAAAUGGCUAUGCCAGUGGGAGGUACGCUUUCAAUGUCAACCCACCAAAAUACACCAAGAAUACUAAUAGCGAACCACGAAAAACUUCAGAGAAUACUGAUCAGAAAACACCCAAUUGCAAAGCUUUUGGUACCUUUAAAGGUGUGGAAGUGACUAGCCGUGAUGUUAUCUAUUUUGGUGGCUUUGUCUUUGCUGGGGCGUUUGCAGUUGGAUCAGCAAUUUACGAAUUAGCUAAUAAGUUAGCAAGCUAGGAGUGUAACGGGAUUCAGGAAAUUAUUUGAAGAAACAAUGGAGACCACUGAACAGAACAAAACACAGUAAAAAGAGAUGAGCUUCUGGACUUGUUAGUUUACCUUGUAAAUAAAUGCAUUCCUUAACCAAGGAUAGGCUAAUAUAAAAGCUUAAUCCUUGGUCAAUUAUCUUGAUUUAUAUUCUGCUGCUCAAUUAGCAAUUAUAAUAUCUCACAAAGCGAUUCAUUUCG